AUGCACGCUCGCGAGCCAGCAGGCCUGACCGUCCUGCUCUACUUUCUCGGUCACCUGUUGGACAAGUUCAAGAGUGGUGACCCUGAUGCCGUAUACAUUCUGAAUAUGCGGGAGAUUUGGUUCGUGCCCUUUGUCAACCCGGACGGCUACGUUGCCAACAAGGGCCUGCGCAACAAGGUGAUUCGGAAGAACCGGCGGCCAACCUGCAGGUCUCCGGUUGAGGGAGGUGUCGACAUCAACAGGAACUUCGCCGUUCAUUGGUCCAGCAGCUUCGGUGGAUGCAAUGAAGAGCAUGGCGGUACGCAGCCGUUCUCAGAGCCUGAGACGCAAGCCUUCAAAAAGAUUUGCGAGGAGAAUGAGUUCAAGACUGCCAUGAACUUCCAUGCCUACGGCAGCAUGCUGACCCAUCCGUACAACUGGGCAACUGCCGAUCUCAUGCCCGCAGAAGACAAGAAAGUGUACCAGGAAAUCGCUCGGGUAUUCGGAUACAAAAAGUUCGGCCCAGCAAUAAAGACCGUGGGCUAUACCACUUCUGGAGAGUCUGACGACUGGAUGUACUCGGCAAGGCACAUCAUCUCGAUGUCUCCGGAGGUGGGCCCUGAAAGUGGUGGCUUCUGGCCUCCGUCAUCUCAGAUUGGUGACAUUGACGCCCGCAACUUCGACCGUACAUUGUACAUUGCCGGCAAGGCUGGCAUGGAGUUGCACACAGAAUGGGUCCAGCAGCCACUUCCACCAGCAGGCCCCGACCUUUCAUCUCUGGGAGAUCCUCCGCGAAGCCUCCUAAAACUCAGGAUCGCCAAUCGUGGUCUCACAAGCAGCCACGGGAAGGUUCUGCAAAUUGCUGUCCGCGGGGUUGUGGCUGGAGAAGCUGAAGGUGAUGUCGGCUUCCUCACGGUCAUGUCGCCGACCCUGCUGGAUUCCGUUGAGAGUCGGCAGACGUUGACGGCUGACAAGGGGAUCCUCGCCUGGAAGGUCGAUUCCAUUCCCAGCCGUUCAUCCCGAGAGUUUCGCAUGUACCUUUCAAGGUCCAGCGAGCCAGCUGCCCAACGAAGUGUUCAGACGUGCGUGGCGGAGGCCUUUGCGGAAUCCGUUUGCCAGUGUACUGAGUUGAUUGAGCUGCCUGGUUCCUCAAUGCUGGUAUCCAAGCAGUCAGCUCGGAAGAUUUAUGCUUUACCUCACGGCAGAAGUAGCUCCGCCGGAGAGGGCAUCAACUUGCUCUGUGCAGCGGCUGCAAAUGGAGCGCAGCUACCAGCCCAGGAUCAUGAAACGCCUCCUCCAGCCAAUGUGGAGACUGCGGCUUUGCCAACGAGGAUGCCGACAAUCGCGACAACCCCGACAAGCGCGCCGUUGGUGCUGCCUGGCCUGGCGACGCCGCUGGGUUUGUCGUCGAAGCCUUCACAAGGCACAUCCGACCCGGUGCAGACACAGAUCGCUGAGCAAGAUGCCGCACCAGACACGGCAUCCGCGACUUGGAUACUCAUGGCAUUGGGCGCCACUCUAGUGGCCAUGUGCAUGUGCAUGGCCAUGCAGCCCUUCAUCAUGCCGCGGCGUGUUGCCAAACGGGCUCCAUCUGCCGUCGACUAUGAGCAGAUUCCGAGCUUGCAGGUGCCCCGACCAGAGGAC
Messenger RNA from Symbiodinium natans, 1623 nucleotides. The record is from the annotation of a GenBank genome assembly. Lineage: Eukaryota; Dinophyceae; Suessiales; Symbiodiniaceae.